Aspergillus saccharolyticus JOP 1030-1 is the source of this 663-nucleotide messenger RNA. RefSeq lists its product as uncharacterized. NCBI's taxonomy places the organism in Eukaryota, Fungi, Ascomycota, Eurotiomycetes, Eurotiales, Aspergillaceae. The transcript has a single exon. The coding region runs from base 255 to 581 and encodes 108 amino acids. The record is from RefSeq and is a predicted model, not a curated record.
CGACUACCUACCAAUGUCCCUCUCUCCACCCACUGGCCUAUGGAUGGAACGGAGGAUGCAGGAAUUAUCGGUCAGGCGGGUCGUGGGUCGCAAUCAGAACAAUAAUGAAUAAUAUGGAUUAUGGAACCCAUGAUAGACCACCUCCGUGCGGAAUACCUGACGCCCAAAUCAGGUUCCCUUUCUUUCGCCUGCUGGUGCUCGCCUCGCACUGCUGGCCCGCAGCAGCCAGAGUAAUCUUCUACUCUUAUUAGCCCAUGCCCAGGUGGUUAGUGUCAGGCUUUUCUUGUUGUUUCUCCUUUUUCUGCCCGCUGCUGCUUCUGAAUCCCUGGGUUGGAUCUCUCCCAUCCAGUUCAGUCACGGUGUCUUGCUGGGAAAACUUGCUCGCCCCUCCCCGCAAGUCGGAUGCUGCUCUUGAGCGCCUCCAUCUCGUCCACCGUGCUUCUAGUACUGUGGACGAGUGUCUUAGCGUCUGGCGACUCGUGUCCCUGAAACUUCCGUUCUUCCCCCUUAUUGUCUCUUAUCGUCAUAGUGUUUCAAUUUUUUUUCUAUAUAUCGUUUUUUCUACCCCUCACCACUACUAACUUUCGCCUCACCUGUCUCCGUGAUCUCGCGUUACUUUACCUCCCAACCCACCCCCUCCCACCCACACAUACAUACACAGAC